Messenger RNA from Hansenula anomala, 5808 nucleotides. It is a transcript of the gene SLH1, whose product is annotated as RNA helicase. Bases 28 to 5808 code for a protein of 1926 amino acids. The transcript is spliced from 2 exons. Gene Ontology annotation, molecular function: ATP hydrolysis activity; nucleic acid binding; ATP binding. NCBI's taxonomy places the organism in Eukaryota, Fungi, Ascomycota, Saccharomycetes, Phaffomycetales, Wickerhamomycetaceae. The record is from RefSeq and is a predicted model, not a curated record.
AGCCAACGCUAGUCGAACUCUACUUUUAUGGCGACUCAAUACUCAGUGGCCUCCACUGGGUCAUAUAUGAAGGCCAUGCAAGCGAUGGUGGAUGCAUUGGAGAAGCUGGAUGAAGCUGCAGAAAAAUUGGCCACCCCAAAGAUUGAUACCGAAGAACACCAAAUUGACCUCAGCUAUUUUGAUAAGUUUGAUGAUAUCUAUCUAGCUGAAGAAAUCAGUGACGAAAUUUCAGAUCUCGAGGAUUUUGACGAAGCCAAUGAUUCAAAUGCGUACGAUUCUUUUGUUAAAGAAUGUGAAAGAAUCGCUGACUCUAGGGAAGACAUCAGCAAGCUAGAUUUGAUCGACUCAAUUAUUUCCACAUUGUCUACAGAAAGUUCACCAGAUAGCUUGCAGUCAUUACUUUUUGAUAUUUUAGGCUUUGAAGAGUUUGAUCUGAUAUCGACGAUCAUAACAGAUAAAGAUGCGAUACUUGGUGAUAUGUCUAAAGAAUCUGCCCAACCAAAGGCUCAAAAAGAGUUUUUUUCUGAGAGAGACAUUAGAAAACAAGUGAAACGGAAUCAAACCUUAGCUAAGAAGCAAGAAUUGGCUCCAGCAGAAACUGUUAAGAAAUACCCAAAUGUUUACAAGGCUUUCGAUGGUGGUAAUACGAUGGCGUUCAAUGGGCAGAAGUUCACUUUGCCGGUGGGUUCAACAAGAGAGAUGCACGAAAACUACGAGGAGAUAGUUAUACCAACUCAAGCCAGUAAAAGACUGAAGAAAGCCCAUGAGAGACCCGUCUUUAUAAGCGAUCUUGAUACACUAUGCCAAGGUACGUUUAAAGGGUAUACUUCAUUGAAUCGUAUGCAGUCUUUAGUUUAUCCUGUUGCUUACAAUACAAAUGAGAAUAUGCUAGUUUGUGCUCCAACAGGUGCUGGUAAGACUGAUGUUGCGUUGUUGACAAUUUUACACACAAUAGGACAAUUUACAACAGAGACUGAAGAUACAAUAGAUAUUGAUUACAGUGAAUUCAAAAUUGUUUACGUUGCGCCAUUGAAAGCGUUGGCUGCUGAAAUUGUGGAAAAGUUUAGCCAGAAAUUGGCAUGGUUGGGUAUUAAAGUUAGAGAGUUAACAGGUGAUAUGCAAUUGACAAAGGCAGAAAUUCUGACAACUCAAGUUAUUGUUACUACCCCUGAAAAAUGGGAUGUUGUAACACGUAAAGGGAAUGGUGAUAAUGAACUGGUAUCAAAAGUUCAGUUGUUGAUCAUUGAUGAGGUUCAUUUGUUACACGAAGAUCGUGGUUCUGUCAUUGAGACUCUAGUGGCUCGUACUUUACGCCAAGUUGAAAGUACACAAUCAAUGAUUAGAGUGGUUGGUUUAUCGGCUACAUUACCCAAUUUCAUUGAUGUUGCAGACUUUUUGGGAGUCAAUAGAGAAAUUGGUAUGUUUUUCUUUGAUCAAUCUUUCCGUCCUGUUCCAUUGAAACAAGAACUGAUUGGUGUCAGAGGUAAAGCCGGUACUAGACAGGCCAGGGAAAACAUUGAUAGGGUCUCAUAUGAUAAAUUAAUUGAAGAACUAAACAACGGGGCUCAAGUUAUGGUAUUUGUUCAUUCGAGAAAAGAUACUUUCAAAACUGCCAGAACCUUCAUAAGUAUGGCCCAGGAAAAUAAUGAACUGGGGGUUUUUGAUUGUACUGAUUCAGAAUCUCAUGAUAAAUUCACUCGUGAGAUGGGAAAGAAUCAUAACAAAGAUAUGCGUGAGCUUUUCCAAUACGGGUUUGGUGUUCAUCACGCAGGUAUGUUGCGUACUGAUCGUAACUUGACCGAAAAAAUGUUUGCAAGUGGUGCUAUCAAAGUUUUAUGUUGUACUGCUACGUUGGCUUGGGGUGUGAAUCUUCCUGCUGCUGUUGUUAUUGUUAAAGGUACUCAAGUCUAUGAUUCGAAAAAAGGUGGAUUCGCAGAUUUGGGAAUUUCUGAUGUUAUCCAAAUUUUCGGUCGUGCUGGUAGACCUCAAUAUGAGAAGUAUGGUACUGGUAUCUUGUGUACAACGAGUGAUAAGUUGGAUGACUAUGUGAGAUUGUUGACUUCACAGCACCCUAUUGAGUCUAAGCUAUCGGAUAAGUUGGUGGAUAAUUUGAACGCUGAAAUAUCCUUAGGUACAGUUACCAAUGUUGAUGAAGGUGUUAAAUGGCUAGGAUUUACUUACAUGUUUGUUAGAAUGAGACAGAAUCCCUUUGCUUAUGGUAUUGACUGGAAAGAACUAGCUGAAGAUCCACAACUAGUUGAGAGAAGGACACAGCUAAUCAUUAGCGCAGCUAGAAGGUUACACCUAUUGCAAAUGAUUAUAUUUGAUGAAAGAUCAAUGCACUUUGUUUCAAAAGAUUUGGGUAGAAUUGCUUCUGAUUUUUACUUGCUGAAUGACAGUGUUGAAAUUUUCAAUCAAAUAUGCAGUCCAAAUGCCACUGAGGCAGAUAUUUUAUCAAUGAUCAGUAUGAGUAGUGAAUUUGAUAGUAUAAAGUUUAGGGAAGAAGAAGCUGUUGAGUUGACUAAAUUAUUGGAAGAUAAAGCUAAAUGCCAAAUUGGUGCUGAGUUAUCUACAGCCCCAGGGAAGACAAACAUUCUUCUACAGGCAUUUAUCUCACAAGCUUCAAUUAAUGAUUCUGCAUUAUAUUCAGACUCAAACUAUGUUGCUCAAAAUUCUAUCAGAAUCUGUCGUGCCUUGUUUUUAAUUGGAAUCCAUAGAAGAUGGGGUGUUUUUGCUAAAGUUUUGCUAUCAAUUUGUAAGUCAAUUGAAAGAAGAUUAUGGUCAUUUGAACAUCCUUUAAAACAAUUUGAUUUACCACAGCAAAUCAUAAGAAAUAUUGAAGCUAAGAACCCUUCUACUGAUGAUUUGAGACAAAUGGAUUCUAGAGAGCUUGGUGAUCUUGUUCAUAAUAAUAAGAUGGGCUCCACCCUGUACAAAUUAGUGGGAAGAUUACCACAUAUUUUGAUUGAUGGUGAGAUUUUUCCAAUUACAAGAAAUGUCAUGAGAGUACAUGUCACAUUGGAACCUGAUUUUGCGUGGGAUGAGAAAUAUCAUGGUAAUGCACAAAUAUUUUGGGUAUUAGUUGAGGAAUCUGAUAAGUCCCAAAUUUUGCAUUUUGAAAAAUUCAUUUUGAAUAAAAGACAAUUGAAAAAUCCUCAUGAAAUGGAUUUUAUGAUCCCAUUGGCAGACCCAUUACCACCUCAGAUUGUCAUUCGUGUUAUUUCUGAUAGCUGGAUCGGCUCAGAAACUACACAUAGCAUUUCCUUUCAACAUUUGAUCAGACCUCAUAACGAGACUUUGCAAACUAAACUUUUGAAGUUACAACCACUUCCAGUUACUGCUUUGCAUAAUCCAAAAGUUGAAGCAAUCUAUUCACCAAAAUUCAGAUAUUUCAAUGCUAUGCAAACAAUGACAUUUCACACGCUUUAUAAUUCCAACUCAAGUGCUUUUGUUGGUUCUCCAACUGGUUCAGGUAAAACUGUUGUUGCUGAAUUAGCUAUAUGGCAUGCUUUUGAUGAAUUUCCAGGGUCAAAAGUGGUAUAUAUUGCUCCUAUGAAAGCUUUGGUUCGAGAAAGGGUUGAUGAUUGGAGAGAAAGAUUAACUGCAAAGACUGGUCAUAAAGUUGUUGAAUUGACUGGUGAUUCCAUUCCUGCAGCAAAAGAGGUUAAAGAGGCCAGCAUCAUUAUUACAACACCAGAGAAGUUUGAUGGUAUAUCACGUAACUGGCAGACACGUAAGUUUGUCCAACAGGUUUCAUUGGUUAUUAUGGAUGAAAUCCAUUUACUAGCCAGUGAUCGUGGUCCAAUCUUGGAGAUGAUUGUCAGUCGUAUGAAUUAUAUUUCAUCUCAAACUAAAAACCCAAUUCGUUUAUUAGGUAUGUCAACUGCGGUGUCUAAUGCUUUUGACAUGGCAGGCUGGUUAGGUGUUAAAGAAGGCUUGUUUAAUUUCCCACAAUCUGUCCGUCCAGUCCCAUUAGAGAUGUAUAUUGAUGGGUUCCAAGAUAAUUUGGCUUUCUGUCCAUUGAUGAAAACCAUGAAUAAGCCUGCUUUCAUGGCUAUCAAAGCUCACUCUCCUACCAAACCAGUUCUAAUUUUUGUUGCUUCACGUCGUCAAACUCGUCUUACAGCUUUAGACUUGAUCCAUUUGUGUGGUAUGGAGGAUAAUCCCCGUCGGUUCUUAAAGAUGGAUGAAUUCGAAUUACAAGAUGUGUUGGCUGAUGUUAAAGAUGAAACUCUACGGUUGGCAUUGCAAUUUGGGAUUGGUUUACAUCACGCUGGUCUGGUUGAUAGUGAUCGUAAGAUUAGUCACAAGUUAUUCCAAGCCAACAAAAUUCAAAUUUUGAUUGCCACUAGUACUUUAGCUUGGGGUGUCAAUUUACCUGCCCAUUUGGUUAUUAUUAAAGGUACUCAAUUCUUUGAUGCCAAAAUUGAAGCCUACAGAGAUAUGGAUUUGACUGAUAUUUUGCAAAUGAUGGGUCGUGCAGGUCGUCCAGCUUAUGAUACUAGUGGUAUUGCAAUUGUUUACACAAAAGAAUCAAAGAAGAUGUUUUAUAAACACUUUUUGAACGUUGGUUUCCCUGUUGAGUCUUCACUACAUAAAGUUCUAGAUAACCAUAUUGGUGCAGAAAUUGCUGCUGGUACAAUCAAGACUAGACAAGAUGCUAUGGAUUUCUUGACAUGGACCUUCUUGUAUAGAAGAGCUCAUAAUAAUCCUACAUAUUAUGAUAUCCAAGAUAUUUCAACAGCAGGUGUUGGUCAAUAUUUAUCUAACUUGAUUGAUUCAACUAUUGAAAGUUUGAAAGAGUCAAGUUGUGUUAUUGCUGGUGAAAAAGUUUUAACCCCAACUCCUUAUUUGACUAUCUCAUCAUAUUACUAUCUUUCACAUUUAACUAUUCGUAAUUUGGUCAAUCAAAUUACCAGUGAUGCUUCAUUCAGGGAUUGUUUGAGAUGGUUAGCUGAGGCAACAGAAUAUAAUGAGUUACCAACAAGACAUGGUGAAGAAUUGAUGAAUAUGGAAAUGUCUGCUCAAUUACGUUAUCCAGCUGAAGAUUUGGUUGAUAAGCCAAUUUGGGAUCCCCAUGUUAAGACUUUCUUAUUGUUACAGGCCUUUAUGAGUAGAGUUGAUUUACCAAUUGCUGAUUACUCUCAAGAUACUGUUUCUGUUUUGGAUCAAGCAUUACGUAUUUUACAAGCAUAUAUUGAUGUUGCUUCAGAGCUUGGGUACUUGAAUACUGUUUUGAUGUUUAUCAAGAUUAUGCAGUGUGUUAAGCAAGGGUGCUGGUUUGAUGAUGAUCCCGUCUCAGCAUUACCUGGGAUUGACUUACAAUCCAAAAAUGAGAAUGGAAGUAAACAUUUAACCACAUUAGCUGAACUUGGAACUUUCCAUGGCAGAAAACUGGAUAAUUUCACAAAAAGGUUAAAGGUUCAUGCGGAAUUCAAAAAGGAUUUGAUCUAUAAUGUCUCACAUUUACCUGUUGGUGAAUUUUCCAUUCUUCAAGACUCACCAGAAGAACUACAUGUUUCUUUGCAACAUACAAAUCCACCUGUCAACCCUGAUUUCAAAAUGUUGUGUGCUAAGUUCCCAAAGCUACAAAAAGAAUCAUGGUUUGUUAUUUUGGCUGAUAGAACUAACCAAGAAUUGCUUCUCGUUAAAAGGGCUGCUCCUGUUAUUCGUAAAGGUUAUUCAAAAGGUAUUGUGAGUUGUGAUCUAACUAUCCCAGAAGAUCUUCAAGGGUUGGAACUAGAUAUCAUUAUGGUUUGUGAUGCGUUUGAUAUCACUUAUAGUAAACCCAUCAAGUUAAUAGAGUAG